AAUUGCCGAGAAGAUAUAUUGUACAGCCGUAACAAGUAUCAGAGACAGACAAGGACUGUUCAACUGUAACCUACGAGCUGCCAAAGUCGACUCUCUUGUCUCCCCUCUCUAGAGAUUCCAAUGAAUAAUGAAGCAAACGAUCUUGAAAAAUCAUCAGUACGAAACAACCCCACUCAAAACCUAGACCAAGAACUAAAGGAAGAAGAAGAAGAGUUGCAUAAGCUGCUUUUACCUGACAUUCGUGAUCUUCCUACCACUCCUCCCUCUUCAGUUCAGACCAACUUCGUCUCCUAUUUUGCUCCAGAUUUUGUGAAGCCAGGACACGACCAGUACGUUUAUAGGCAUGCCAAUGGGUUGUGUGUGAUUGGUUUGGCUCGGACCCAUGUGGCUUUUAAGGAUGAAGGAGGGAUAACGGUUGUUGAUUUCAAUGUUGGCAAGUCUGAUCGUAGUGGCAUUAAGGUCACCGGAAAGCGAAAGAAGAAUGCGCAGCACUUUGAGUCUAAUACUGCUCUGUGUAAAGUUUGCACCCAGAAUGAUUCUUAUAUUGUCAGAUGUUGUGUUAAAGGCUCUCUGUUGGAAGUGAAUGACAGACUAAUCAAACAGCCAGAAUUGCUUAACUCUUCAACAGACAGGGAAGGGUACAUUGCCAUUAUCAUGCCAAAGCCAGCAGAUUGGCUGAAGGUCAAAGCUUCAUUGUUGGGCCUUGAAGAAUACAAGAAACUGAGAGAAGGGAGCUGAGCUGUCAGGGGUGCUUAGGUAAGUUUUAUGGCAUUGGAGAAAAACAAGAAUUGCCGAGCUUCAUGUGGAAUUCCUCCGGUCAUCCGUUCCUUUGAUGGGCCACACCCUCCAUGUUAAUCUCCAAACCAAUUUGACGAAUUGUAAUUCUCCCCCCAUAUUGUAUCUCGUUAAAUUAUCAGUCCAUUUUAUUCCUCCACAAAUAGAAUAAAGCAGAACAGUAAAUUGGAUUGUGCUUCUUUUGCUAA
Molecule: messenger RNA, 983 nt
Organism: Populus trichocarpa (black cottonwood)
Lineage: Eukaryota; Viridiplantae; Streptophyta; Magnoliopsida; Malpighiales; Salicaceae
Exons: 6
Coding region: 121-738 (205 amino acids)
Cellular component (GO): nucleus
Source: RefSeq, a predicted model, not a curated record